Puccinia graminis f. sp. tritici CRL 75-36-700-3 is the source of this 765-nucleotide messenger RNA. RefSeq lists its product as uncharacterized. The transcript is spliced from 3 exons. Bases 1 to 765 code for a protein of 254 amino acids. The record is from RefSeq and is a predicted model, not a curated record. Lineage: Eukaryota; Fungi; Basidiomycota; Pucciniomycetes; Pucciniales; Pucciniaceae.
AUGAGGGAAUUCAGCCCGGCCGAUGAGGAUAUAUUCCUCAAGGAUGCUACUCAGGAUUACAUUCGUCGGUAUGUCGUUGCAAAAGCCAAUCGCAAAUUCGCUCGCGUGUUCGACAUCAAAGAACCAUUAGUUAUUGAUACCGAUCAAAAGAUUCCACACAAAACUUUACCAUUCGCACUGGCCAUCUAUGCUGAUGGCAAAGAUGGUAGGCCUUCACGGGUACUACGAGCCGACACCAACUCCAAACUAAACAAAGAAGAAUGGAAGUUGCUCUACAGCCCAUUGGCAACCGCGUUAUCCAGCAAAUAUCAUGAAGAUCUCAAAUCGUUGUCGACAACCGAUUACAAAGUGGAGCAAACCAAAUUAAUUAAUUGGUUGGAUAAAGAGAUCUUUACGCCUGAUAAUGGGCUUCCAAUCACAGGACUCUCUCGAAACUCAUUUGGAACAGAAUCAAUCGACGAGGUCGUACUGGGUGCUAAUCAGCUACGCUUGAUAGAGUAUUUUGCCUGGGGAAUGAGGAAUAGAAAUAACCCGGAACACACCGAAUCGGCAGCAACGAAACUACUGGAAUCUUACAAAGAUGACGUCAAAAAGGCAGCAGAGGAAACCAAGCAGGCGAGCUCGGCGGAGCACUCUGAAGCCAUGAAGUCACAUCGCGACCCCGAUGCAGAAAGAUAUGGGUUUUAUCAUCCAUGGGGUAAACUCUUUGUGGAAAAGGAGAUAAACCUAUCCGAUGAGGAGAGGGAAGACAGCAAAAUGGAGUGA